CUGGUGCUAAGAGCGCCUGCGUGGACGUCUCUGUUUCCGCCGGUCUGGCAGCGGCGAAAGCAACAGCAACAGCAGCAGCAGCAGCGGGAGGAGGAGUGGUAUUGUUUGGAAGGGCAGCGUGCCCGGCGAAGACCCAAACUAGGGGCGUUGGAGGGAUGUGCGACCCUAGCAAGCAAGAUUUGGGGACUGUUUUCAAGCGGCUCCGCGCCAUUCCCACGAACAAGUUAUGUUUUGACUGUGGAGCAAAAAAUCCAAGCUGGGCAAGCAUAACAUAUGGCGUUUUCCUCUGUAUUGACUGCUCUGGGACUCAUCGCUCACUUGGAGUUCACUUGAGUUUCGUUCGAUCUACAGAAUUAGACUCAAACUGGUCAUGGUUUCAACUGAGGUGCAUGCAAGUUGGAGGCAAUGCAAAUGCUUCUGCAUUCUUUCAUCAGCAUGGUUGUGUCACAAAUGAUACCAACGCCAAGUAUAAUAGUCGUACUGCACAGCUCUACCGAGACAAGAUCAGAUCUCUUGCAGCUCAGGCAACACGGAAAUACGGCACAGAUUUAUGGAUAGAUGGCUGCGGAGCCCCUCCUUUAUCACCUCAAGAGAAAGAAGAAGACUUCUUUGCAUCUCAUGGCUCUACUCGGGUUGAAUGGGAAUCAUCACAACAGGAAACAAUUAAUCCACAGGAGAAUUCUUCAGAAAAUAAUUCAGAAAGCAAAGAUGAAGAUCCAGAAGAUGGACCAAGCGUUGAUUACCUUAGUGUAUCACCUCAAGCUUCUUUAGCCAACAUGGAGAAGGUUAAUACUUCAGGCACGGCACCUAACAAAGAUGCCAGUUGUAUGAUGAAGAAGAAACCAAAUCAAGUAAAAAAGGGAAUUGGAGCUAAGAAAUGUGGUUUGGGGGCCCAGAAACUGAGCAGCAAGAGUUUUAACGAGAUAGAAAAACAAGCACUGGCGGUAGAUAAACUGAAGGAAGCUGGCACAACAACAGAGAAGGAAGAACCAUUGGUAUCAUCUUUACGACUGGCCUACAAAGAUCUUGAAAUUCAGAUGAGGGAUGAAAAAUUAAACGUGGCUGGUAAAAAGAAAACAGAGAUAGAAAGACUUGGCAUGGGAUUCAGUAAUAGUAGAAGUGGUAUUUCCCAUUCGAUAAGUUCAGAUAUGCAGAUCAUACAACAAGAAACACCAACAAGCGCAAAACCAAGAAAAAAGUAUAAUGAUGAAGAUGAUUUGUAUUUUUCUUGCCCCAAUUCAAGAUAUUUUGAUUCGUCCGACUUGAGAAGUAGUGCUUUUCCUAAAUGGGAUGACAAUUCUGAUUCAUUCUGGAAGAAAGAAAGCAGCAGCAGCAGAGAUAUUGAUAUGAUUUUGUCUUCCAAGCCUACGAGCUAUUCAGAGAGGUCAUCGUCUCGUAGGAAACCAGAGCAUGAAAAAUCUGCAAACACAGAUGAAGCACAAAAGAAAUUUGGCAAUGCAAAAGCUAUUUCAUCAGAUAUGUAUUUUGGAAAGCAAGACCAUGCUGAAUAUGAAGCCAGAGUUCGAUUAGAAAGGCUUUCCGGAAAUGCUGCCAUAAGUUCAGCUGAUUUGUUUGAAGAGCAAAAGAAACAGCCAUCAGGCAAUUACAAUAUUUCAAAUGUCUUGCCUUCUGCUCCUGAUAUGACUCAGUUUAAACAAGGAGUGAAGUCUGUUGCUGGAAGGCUUUCUGUCCUGGCAAAUGGAGUCAUGACUUCUAUUCAGGACCGCUAUGGUUCUUAACCAUUAUGUUUCAGGUGACUGGAUAUCUAGAAGAUUUAAAAAACAAAAACAUUUCUGUGUCUACCAAUAAUUAUAUUGCAGACUAACAUGAAGGCUCCCUUUAGUCUGUAAAAUAUGUAGUCCUAAUUUCUGGCACUUGUAUAUUUUUGAUGGGAGUCUUUUUUGGCUCCUCACAAUAUUCAUUUAUUAUUUCUGUUCUUAUUCUGGUGUUCGUUUUUUUUGUUUUUGCUGCCUUAUUGUGCUAAAGGUUAAUUGGUUACAUUGAAUCUGCUUCUAAAACAGAGCAUAAAGCAAUAUGGGAUCCCAUGGUCUUUCCCAGAAUAGUACUAGGCUAAGAAUUAACUCAGUUUUAUAAAUCUGAGGGAUAAGUGAUUAUUUUAAAUUAUGAUUGUGACCUGCUCCUAAAUUACUUUUCAUUGUCUCUCUGAAAAGGAGAGUGGCAAAUAAUUCCUUGCCUUUUCUGUUUUGAAAAGUGCCUAUUUUGGGGGGAGAGGGACAUUAACCCUACUAAGACUUUUCACUCUAUGGGGAUUCAGGUAAUUGUUCAAAGAUAAAAAUACAUAAGAAUAAGAAGGUUAAAGAAAUGCAAAAGCCUAUAAAAUGUGCAAAUUGUUAUGUGAGAGAGAAUGGUGGGGUCUGUUCAUCAAAAAUUUAAGGUAUAUAAUUUUGUGUCAGAUUGUGUUCUUUAAAUAGUAAACAGUAAUAGAUGUGCACAUAACAUAACUGAAAAUUAGUAGGUGCAAUGGAAAAUUGUAAUAGUUUUUGUUGCCUUAGUUUUCCAUUUAAGUUUGUUUCAUGAAGAUGAGACACGUGUGUUCUUUAUUUAAAAUAGCAUAAGUGUGACCUAUUUAUUCAUCACAUUUAAUUUGAUUCCUUAAGUGCUUAUUUGCAAUCAAUAUGGUGUCUGAAAUAAAGAAUAAAUUGUCGGUAUAUAUAAAGUAAUAAGGAGAGAUGCUCUCUGAGUCUAACCACAUAUAGACUGAUAGAAUGUUUAAAUAACGAACAGUUCUUUCCUUGCCUCUGUGCAUAAAAAAGCUUGCUGGCUGUGGCUGUGUUUUAGACAACCAGGAACCUCAGUUAUUUAAAACAAUGAAUUUAAAAUGUUUAAUAUGAAGUCAGAAAUUUUAUUUUUUUCUUUGAACAGCAGGCAUUUCAAUAUAAUAAUCAGAAUAAAUUUUGAUUUUACAA
This is a messenger RNA of Protobothrops mucrosquamatus (brown spotted pit viper), 2927 nucleotides long. It is a transcript of the gene ARFGAP3, whose product is annotated as ADP ribosylation factor GTPase activating protein 3. The record is from RefSeq and is a predicted model, not a curated record. Gene Ontology annotation, molecular function: GTPase activator activity. Gene Ontology annotation, biological process: COPI coating of Golgi vesicle. Bases 156 to 1739 code for a protein of 527 amino acids. Lineage: Eukaryota; Metazoa; Chordata; Lepidosauria; Squamata; Viperidae. The transcript is spliced from 17 exons.